Messenger RNA from Periophthalmus magnuspinnatus, 1315 nucleotides. It is a transcript of the gene emc2, whose product is annotated as ER membrane protein complex subunit 2. The record is from RefSeq and is a predicted model, not a curated record. Gene Ontology annotation, cellular component: EMC complex. Gene Ontology annotation, molecular function: protein binding. The transcript is spliced from 11 exons. NCBI's taxonomy places the organism in Eukaryota, Metazoa, Chordata, Actinopteri, Gobiiformes, Gobiidae. The coding region runs from base 13 to 906 and encodes 297 amino acids. Gene Ontology annotation, biological process: protein folding in endoplasmic reticulum.
AACGGGGAAAAGAUGGCGUCGGUUUCAGAAUUGUACGAUGUUGGCUGGGAAGACAUGAGAGACAAGUUGAGAAAGUGGAGAGAAGAUAACAGCAGGAAUAGUGAACAAAUUGUGGAUGUCGGAGAAGAACUGAUCUCUGAACAUGCAUCCAAAUUAGGAGAUGAUGUUUGGAUUAUUUAUGAACAGGUGAUGAUUGCUGCAUUGGACUGCAGUCGGGAUGACUUGGCUUUGAACUGUCUCCAGGAACUGAAAAAGCAGUUUCCUGAUAGCCACAGAGUGAAGCGAUUAACAGGCAUGAGACUGGAGGCUUUGGAAAGGUAUGAUGAAGCCAACAAGCACUAUGAUGCCAUCCUCCAAGAGGAUCCCACCAAUACGGCUGCAAGGAAACGCAAGAUCUCCAUUUUAAAAGCUCAGGGGAAAUCAACUGAAGCCAUCAGGGAACUCAAUGAGUAUCUGGAACAAUUUGUUGGAGACCAGGAAGCAUGGCAUGAAUUGUCAGAACUCUACAUCAAUGAACAUGACUAUGGAAAAGCUGCAUUUUGCCUUGAAGAGCUCAUGAUGACCAAUCCUCACAAUCACCUGUACUGUGAACAGUAUGCUGAGGUGAAAUAUACUCAAGGGGGCCUAGAAAACCUGGAACUUAGCAGAAAGUAUUUUGCCCAGGCGCUGCGACUUAACAACCGAAACAUGAGGGCACUCUUUGGUCUUUACAUGUCUGCAAGUCACAUCGCUGCCAGUCCGAAAGUUAGCGCAAAGGUGAAGAAGGACAACAUGAAGUAUGCUGCUUGGGCAGCAGCGCAAAUAAAUAGGGCCUAUAAGCUUGCCGGACGUGGGGCAAAGGAAAACAAAUGCUCAGUGAAGGCUGUGGAGGAGAUGCUGGAGUCCAUGCAGAUCACCAUGUCCUAGAUGUCCCCCUUGGUCUCUGUCUCUCAUGUCCUUUCUCCUCUGCAUGUUCUUCUUUGUCAUCAGGAGCUACACUUUAGCCUCACGAUGCUAUCCGAACUGUCUCCUACUACAGUUUUUAAAAGGAAAAUUACUCAGUAAAAAGACAAAGUGCAGAGGUGUCCUCAUUCAUCUGGUGUGCAAUUUUGAACUUGCAGUCUUUAGCAAUCAUCGUACUUUUGUAACAUCAGUGUCAUGGAUAGAAUAAAGAGAAUAGAAUGGACAAGGCAAAUUGCUAUUUAUUAACACUGUAGCGAUCAACUUUACCUGUAAAUGCUACCCCAUUAACUGUUUUAUUAAUGUCUUAUUUAAUUGCCUUUACAGGGUAUGACUGAUGGAUAAACUGAAAAUAAAAUUUCUUAACAACUGUCAA